GUGGCAAUGCUACAAACCACUUUCUAUACAUAAUCCUUCACUACAACUUUGUUCUUCAAUCAGCUCCUAAUUCAUCAUCAUCAUCACUGCCAUGGAAAGAUCUGUUUUCUUGAUUGGAGUCUUUUUCAGCUUCUGUGUUUCUGCAGCUGCUUUGCUUACACCUAAUGGAAUGAACUAUGAAGUGCAAGCUUUGAUGGACAUAAAGAAAUCCCUGAUUGAUCCUCAUCAAGUUCUUGCCAAUUGGGAUGAGAAUUCUGUUGAUCCAUGUGGAUGGUCUAUGAUUGCUUGUUCUCAUGACUAUCUUGUCAUUACACUGGCAAUUCCAAGCCAGAACUUAUCCGGCAGGCUGCCGAGGAGCAUAGGGAACUUGACACACCUCGGCAGCGUGCUCUUACAGGAUAACAAGAUAUCAGGGCCUAUCCCUGCCGAAUUGGGAAAGCUCCCAAAGCUUCAAGAACUUGAUCUUUCAGACAACUUGAUGACAGGACAGAUUCCUCCUUCUUUAUCAGAACUGAAAAGCCUUCAAUAUUUGAGAUUGAACAACAACAGUCUGACUGGAACUAUUCCUGCUGCUUUGGGCAGCAUGCCUCAGCUGAAGUUCCUGGACUUGUCUUACAAUAAUUUGAGCGGACCAGUCCCUGGACUUUCUGCCAAGACAUUCAAUAUUUUGGGAAAUCCUAUGAUCUGUGAUACUGGCAAAGGUUGCAAAGGCUUUGGACAAAUGCCUCUAACUUUCCCUCAGAACACUUCACAGAAUCCGAAGCCAUCCGGAAGGCCAUUCGGGCGCAACGUAGCCUUAGCAUUGGGUACAAGCCUCGGCUGCAUCUGUUUACUGAUUCUCGGAUUCGGGUUUCUCCUCUGGUGGAAACACAAGCACAACAAGCAGAUAUUCUUCGACAUCAACGAACAGCAGUAUCAACAAGUGUGUCUGGGAAACCUGAGAAGAUUCCAAUUCAGGGAGCUUCAGAUUGCCACACACAACUUCAGCAGCAAGAACAUUCUUGGCAAGGGAGGCUUCGGAAAUGUCUACAAAGGACAUCUCCAGGACGGGACCGUUGUAGCCGUUAAAAGGCUGAAAGAUGGGAACAACAUCGGAGGGGACACUCAGUUCCAGACUGAGGUCGAAAUGAUCAGCCUCGCCGUCCACCGGAACCUUCUUCGACUCUACGGAUUUUGCAUCACUCCGACGGAACGUCUUCUCGUUUACCCCUACAUGUCGAAUGGCAGCGUCGCUUCGCGCCUUAAAGCCAAGCCGUCGUUGGAUUGGGGAACUCGGAAAAGAAUCGCGUUGGGCGCGGCAAGAGGAUUGCUAUACUUGCACGAGCAAUGCGACCCGAAGAUCAUACACCGGGACGUGAAAGCAGCGAACAUAUUGCUCGACGACUAUUACGAAGCAGUUGUCGGGGAUUUCGGGCUGGCGAAGCUUCUCGAUCACCACGAUUCGCAUGUCACUACGGCCGUGCGCGGGACAGUUGGCCAUAUAGCGCCGGAGUAUCUCUCGACGGGGCAGUCGUCGGAGAAAACCGACGUUUUCGGGUUCGGAAUUCUGCUGCUGGAACUCAUCACUGGCCAGAGGGCCUUGGAAUUUGGCAAAGGAGCAAAUAAAAAAGGGGCUGUUCUUGACUGGGUGAAGAAGAUCCAUCAAGAAAAGAAGCUGGACAUGUUAGUAGACAAGGAUCUUAAGAACAACUAUGACAGAAUCGAGCUUGAGGAGAUAGCACAGGUGGCCUUACUGUGUAUGCAGUAUCUCCCGAGCCAUCGGCCGAAGAUGUCCGAAGUGGUUCGGAUGCUCGAAGGAGACGGGCUGGCGGAGAAAUGGGAGGCGUCACAGAAGGCAGAGGCUACAAGAUGCAGAGCUAAUGAAUUCUCCUCUUCGGAGAGGUACUCUGAUCUUACAGAUGACUCUUCUCUGCUUGUCCCUGCAAUGGAACUCUCAGGCCCCAGAUGAUGAGGAUGAAGAUGAAGAUGAUGACACAAGAACAAGGGUUUGUUCAGACAAUCAGUGUCUUUAGGUUUGAUUUGGGACUCAUUCAUCAUUGUUGUACAGAAUGCACAUUCAGUUUUGACAAAACUCACCAAUAGACUGAAAAGGGUCCCUUUAUAUAUAUAUAUAUAUAUAUAAGUGUUCAUUAUUCGA
Molecule: messenger RNA, 2137 nt
Organism: Andrographis paniculata
Lineage: Eukaryota; Viridiplantae; Streptophyta; Magnoliopsida; Lamiales; Acanthaceae
Product: protein NSP-INTERACTING KINASE 2
Exons: 11
Coding region: 92-1948 (618 amino acids)
Biological process (GO): protein phosphorylation
Molecular function (GO): ATP binding; protein kinase activity; protein binding
Source: RefSeq, a predicted model, not a curated record